UGCAACAUGAAGUAUCCCACCAAUGAAACACUUUCCAUCGUGACCGCGAAGAUACAGAAGUCUGGGGCGAUGUUUUGAUUCUUUUAUUCGUGGACAUAAAAUUGUUUGUAUUUGACAAACGUAGUGGUUGUUUCACAUUUCAUUGCGAUCUUUACGCAUUUUAGUCGUAAAAGAACCACACAAUGUCUAUGAAAGGACAAAACCGUACUUCGAGUACCGAAGAAUCGUACACUUACACAAAUUUCUGGGGGAUUGACGGCUAUAAAAACACUGUAAAACGACUAGAAGAUGGUGCUGCACUGUGCGACGAAUUCACGAAGAUGGUCCAUGAACGAGCAGAUAUUGAGAUGAAAUACACUUUAAAGUUGCGAGAUUGGUCUAAACGCUGGAACGAGAAGAUAAAUGGCAGGAUAUCAGAGUAUGGUAGUAUGUUAGAAGUUUUCAAAGCGACUCUUCGCGAAGCCGAGGACAUGGCUGAAAUUCACGUCGAAAGGCACAACCGUUUAAAGGCCGAUUUGUGCGAAUCUAUAAAACAGUGGAAGAAUCAGCACUACCACAAAUCUGUUUUGAAGUGGAAGGAGGUCAAAGAGUGUGAGACGGGUUUCAGCAAGAUAUACGAACCAUGGGCAAGGCGUUAUAAUAAGAUGGAUAAAUCGAAAAAGAAUUUCCACCGAGCAGCGAAAGCCUCAGAGCAUGCUUCAUUGGUCGCGAGUAAUGCAGACAAAGAUGGCAGUAUGCCUGAGAAAGUAAAGAAAUUACAAGACCAGGACGCGAAGCUAAAAUUAGAGCUUGAGGAAGCCCGAAAGAAAUACGAGCGACGUUUAUCUGAGAUGAAUGCGAACAACGAUACGUACGCUGAGGAACUCGAAGCUGAAUUCCAAAAGUGGGAGCGUUUUGAACAAGUCCGUUUAUCGUUCUUCAAGGACGCCCUGCAAAGAUAUCACAAUGUGGUGGAUAUGUCGGAGAGUGAAAGAUUGACCAAUAUUUACAAAGGGUUGUUACUAAAGGUGGAUGGUUCUGAUGCAACCAAAGAUCUCAAGUGGUGGUCGUCGCAAUAUGGACCGGGGAUGCCUAAGAAAUGGCCUGAAUUUGAGGAUCCUCACGUAUGGGAUAUUUCCUCGAACCAACAUAAAUCGAAACCGAGCAUGAUCAGAAGACUUAGUCUACGAAGGCGGAACAGUAAGCAACGAUAUAGAACAUCGGUUACCGUGACAACACCUGCACAGCCUGAGAAUACACGGGCAUCCGAUUCAGACUCGUAUAAUCCCUUCAUGAGUGCCUCCACUGAGCGGGGUAAUGAUGAAGAUAAUAACGUGACCUAUGACCACCCUAGAUCAUCAUAUUACAUGACACCAUCAAAUGGCAUGCAGGAAGGCUUCCCUCACGAUGAACAUUAUAGAUCGCCAAACAUUGUUGAUUCUUAUAACGACGCCUGGAAUAGAAACACGACGUUUUCUCCGACGAAUCAGGAGCAAACUGCUCAUUCCGCAUACCAACAACCCAGUGGUAAUGAUUAUUAUAACCAAACGAGUUGGGAGUAUGACCCAAGUGGCACAUCGACUGCUAAAUCUCAUCCAACGACUGAUGUUGCAGUGGAUCAUGAUAAUGAUAGUGUAGAUGGUGGAGCUCAAUUGCAAAGAGAAACUACUGGAGCCAGUUUGAAUCCGUUUGAUAAUGACGAUGACGAAGAUUUCGUAGAAGAUGAAAAUACUGAAGUUGAAGCACCAAAGGUGAAUGGUGAUAUAUUAGACAAUGGUAUACCCGAAAACGCAGAUGAUGUUACUGGUGUUCCUGUGCGUGCUAAAUAUAAUUACGAUGCAAGCGAAGACGAUGAACUAUCGUUCCAAGUUGGAGAUAUCAUCACCCAGUUAUCAGGCGAAGAUGGUCAAGGAUGGUGCAAGGGAAGACUAAAUGGUGUCGAAGGACUAUUCCCAGCAAAGUGGGUGGAGGCUGUUUAGUGAUGAAUAAUAAUUUCAUAAAUAAUAGUGGAUAAUAAGAAUUUCAGUAGCAGACACAUAGGUUUCCUUUCACAUAUAUUGAAAAUCCAUGGUUGCCAAAACACCACUUUAGAACGUGCUGGUUUCGCUUGGGUUCGAUUUUCCCUCACCGAAAUUUUAGUACACCAAUUGUCGAACUAACUUCUCGUAGUUUAUAUUUUUGUUUACAAGCAAAGUUUGAGUUACAAGCAACUUCAGUUCUUACCUUUUUUAAAACAAGCGUUGCUGUUCGUUCAGUGCGAAACUUCUCACCCUUGCCCUUGCGAAAUUUAGUGGUCGCCACACAAAGUGUCUUCUCCUGAAGUAUUUAUUGAAUAAUUUAAUCAUGAAAUAAAAUAUAUAUUGUAAUAUUAUCCAGCAAGGUUUCGUAAUACGUCGUUGAAGAGGGCGUCACUUGCCGUAGAACAAUUCCCACGAAUAUGAGAUGAAGUUCUCAAUGUUUCCCUACUAAAUGAUAUGUUCUGUUGAAUUAAAAAAUGAACAUUGGGACAAAACUAUUGGUAUACCUAACUAUAUAUACGAGUAACCUAUAUACCCACUUAAAGAACACAAUUAAAGCCACCUAGAACGGUUGUACGAAAGCUGGAUAGCGCUAUUCACCGGAUGGUGUUUUUUCAAUGGCUCUAAAGCUAAAACUGCCCAUUGUUCCGUAUAACAUGGCUUAAAGCUUAGUAGUUUUAAAUUGAGGCACCUCUUUAAAGAUUGUCAGCCACAAGUCUGUAGUUUUAUCCCUUCAAAACAUUUUUACAAGGUUGAGAAGAUCACUAUCCGGUGGAUAGCGUUAUCCAUGUAGCCUUUCGUUCAACCGGUCGCUGUCAUAUAACCGUAAAAAUCGGAAGCAUGUAUAUAUUUUAGUAAUAUUAAUUAAGAGACAAUUAUGUAGAAAUACUAAUCUAUAUGCAUCGAGGCACCGCCGUCUGAUUCAACACUGGCUUUACCCAGCCUCGUCCCCGGCGCGGCGGGGGAACACGCGUGGGUCAGUGGGGAAGCUCUCGCGGGCGGAGCGCCUGGCAGAAAAUGCAUUCAAGAUGGCGGCCAAACAAAGAAAUGAGCAAGUAUUUCUUAAGUUGACAGAUAGUGAGCGUUCUUUGUUGGACACAAUGCGAAGACCAAUAUUCGAUGCGUUUAUUGGAGGAAAGGUUUUGUGUGGGAGAGAAGACUGUGUCAAAAAUUAAGAUGUAACAAAAUGUAACAAAAUACACUUCUCUUCGAUUUCUGUAGAAUGGCUUGCAUUUUCUGCCAGGCUCCAUUUCGUGUUAAAAUCCCUGCGCGCGACAUUCCCCACGCGCACGUAAUGGAGCCUGGGGACGAGGCUGGGCUUUACCGCAAAUAAUCGCAUUUUGUGAUUUGUGGUCUGAAACAAGAUUAAAUAUUAAUAUACAUGCAUUUUAUGCAUUACGACUCAGAAAAAGGACAAAGUUUGUGACUGUUUUUGCAUUUGCGAUCUGAAAAACGAAAAUUGAUUGACAUGGAUAUACCAGUUUUGAGACUACCGUGCAUGGUACGGAGUUGCGAAAUGUCAAACUGUCGAAGCUAUUCGACGACCAGCAUAAAAACUAUGCGGUACUUUUUCUCUCAGUGUCACUUUCUUUUAAUCCAUUUUAUUCACGAGCCUCAAAACGUUUCAGCUUUUAGAUAGCUCUAAUAUGUAUCCAAUUUACUGUUUUCCUGGCUGACCGGGCCGCGAUGACCUGUAUAUAUCGCCUAUGUUUGCUUAUAUGCUUUGCCAAUAUCUACGCCAUAUUCUAUUUGGAUUAGAA
Messenger RNA from Dendronephthya gigantea, 3757 nucleotides. Its product is annotated as protein kinase C and casein kinase substrate in neurons protein 1-like. The record is from RefSeq and is a predicted model, not a curated record. Gene Ontology annotation, molecular function: protein binding; phospholipid binding. NCBI's taxonomy places the organism in Eukaryota, Metazoa, Cnidaria, Anthozoa, Malacalcyonacea, Nephtheidae. Gene Ontology annotation, biological process: regulation of endocytosis; cytoskeleton organization; plasma membrane tubulation. Bases 183 to 1958 code for a protein of 591 amino acids. The transcript has 5 exons. Gene Ontology annotation, cellular component: endosome; cytoplasm; plasma membrane.